AUGCCCUCCGCGCGUACAAAAAAAGAACCAAACUCGCCCACACCCCCUUCUGACGACCCCAGUCCCAAGGACGCGUCCGAAAACAGCAAGAUCAAGAGAAAGCGGCAAUCCCAGAGCUGCGAUGCCUGUCGUGCGCGCAAGGUAAGGUGUGCGCGCGACAACCCAGACGAUCCCAAGGGAUCCUGCAAGCAUUGCAUCACCCUCGGUAUUCCCUGCACCUAUGACUACCAGCCCAAGAAGAGAGGGCCUCCCAACCUUUACCUUCGCAGACUCCAAGAGGCGGCAGCGGCAGCGGCCGCCGCGCAGCAAGAAAAUCACAGUGGGUCCGAGCACCCUCAGUCCCCAUCCUCGACGUCCCAGAGCGCGACGAGCCCUACUCAGGCUGCGCUUUCACCCUCCGCCCCGGUUCCCGCAUUCCUGGAGCCUCCUCUCAACGGGCUUAACGGUGUGCCGUCCGUGUCAGCGCUCCCGCCUUCGCGCUACCCCAUCGCGGCGGAUGGCUUCCACUCCCAGUUCCCACCGCUGUCGAUGUCCGUUCCGUCCUCAUUCGGCAAUUCGCGUCUGCCUGAGCACGGUAUGUCCAAUGGUCUGUCCGCGCGCUCGCCGCAGCGGCAGGACGAUUCGCAGCCGUUUGGGUCGCCCUCCGACCAAUUCAGCACGUACCCGCUCCACAACUGGUCGUACAAGCAGCACCAAGCGCUGUCCGUGCUUCCACCCUCAGCAAUUCCCCCGCUCUCGUACUAUUACCGCCCGCACCGGCUGGAAGACGUUGCGCCGCGCGAUACUAUGCUCCUCAUCAUUGCACUCUUCUUCGACUUUGUAUACCCACUAACGCCGUGCGUGCACAAGCCGUCGUUUAUGGCGGACGUGCACGCGCGGCGAGAGGAGCGAGACCCGCUCUUCUUCGCGCUCGUCAUGUCCACGGUAGCGUCCACUCUCGUGCAGGUCCCGAGGUCCUACCUCCCUAUGGAGCGGCAUGCGGUCCGGAAGCUCGCGCAGACUUGCCAUGAGGCCAGUCGGCACAUCUCGGUCGCGUCCUACGACCCUCCAACCUCAAUGCACGUCGUCAUCCGGUACUUUGACUGCGUGUAUCAUUUCUGCGAAGGCCACGACGCAACGCAGCACGCGGCCUUUGGCGAAGCAGCACACAUCGCUGUGACCCUUCGAAUGCACGAGGAAUCGUCGUACGAAGGGCUCGAUCUUAUCGAGUGCGAAGUUCGUCGAAGGACGUUUUGGUUGCUAUUUGGGGCGGAUAAAUCCAUGUCCAUCCUCUUGGGCCGCCCGAUCUGCCUCCGAGACGAGGACACCACGUGUAAUUUUCCACGAGAGCUCGACGACGAAUACAUCACGCCGAGUGCAUACCUCCCGCAACCACACGGGAAGACGGCUAUUGUGUCCGGGCUCAACUACAUCUCACGCAUCUUCGCCCUUCUGGGCGAGAUCCUCGUUCGGAUUCGGGUCGACAAGCGUUCUCCGCCCCAAGGGCAGUUCCUCACGGCACGCCUGGAGGAAGUGCAGGCACUCCACUCCCGCAUUGUCUCUGCGCUCGCACACACGCCAGAGCCGCUUCGUCUCAAGCACGCGCACUCACAGUCGCACCUCCCGGCGGAGUACGGAGGCGCGGGCUUCCGCCAGGCUGCGUUCACGGAGGUCAAGGACUUCUUCGACAACCCGAAUGCGUCGCGGGCGAACGCCCUGAACCCUUUCCUGGUCAUGCAGGCCAACCUGUACGUGACGCAGCAAUUGGUCCGCUUCGUGAUCGAACAGUACCGGGACGAGUUGAUCACCUCACUUCAAGGGAGCGUUGAUGAACACAGAGUGGCAGAGGAUCGCGAAGCGGUGGCGAGUGAUCUACUGAACAUCCUCCACAGCAUCCCGAUACAAUCCAUCGCCACGAACGGGCCCUCUCUGGUGCACAAGGUCCGAUUCGUUGCCUCCACUUUGCUGGACGCGGUGCGGAAGGCGGAGACUGCGCCCGCUUCUGCGGCACGCGCACAUGGAUACCUUUGGGACUUCCUGUCUAUCUUGUCGGAGAUCGAACGCAACUAUCUAUUGGACGACGACCGGGACGGAACGUCAAACGAUCCCGGCAUGCCGCUGAUGGGCAACUGAGGCUCCAGUGCCGGCCCAUGUGCCGUUCUGCCAUUUCCCCUUCGCCCUUCUUGGCCGUUUAAGCCUGCGCAGACGAUGAUCGUCGCAUUCCUUGUGGUUCCUUCCUUCUUGUUUGGUAUAGGUAUAGGAUGUAUCGGACGACCCCCGGGCGUCGUAGGACGCUCGGAACGACGUUGUGGCACCAGGGAGCGGGACGGCCACGCUUACUCUGCGGAGGUCGCUCCCGGACAGUCUGAAUUGGAGCUCUGCUAUGCUAUCUUACCAUCGGUGUAUUCUCUAGUGCUGUUGUACUCGCUCGAAGGUCAUCGUGCGUUGUUGUAUCAUAUCUAUUCAUACUCGCCAAUCAUGCAUUGGUCUUGGCUCCAUUC
Dichomitus squalens LYAD-421 SS1 is the source of this 2480-nucleotide messenger RNA. RefSeq lists its product as uncharacterized. Gene Ontology annotation, biological process: DNA-templated transcription; regulation of DNA-templated transcription. The coding region runs from base 1 to 2112 and encodes 703 amino acids. The record is from RefSeq and is a predicted model, not a curated record. The transcript is spliced from 12 exons. Gene Ontology annotation, molecular function: DNA-binding transcription factor activity, RNA polymerase II-specific; DNA binding; zinc ion binding. Lineage: Eukaryota; Fungi; Basidiomycota; Agaricomycetes; Polyporales; Polyporaceae.